Molecule: messenger RNA, 1216 nt
Organism: Puntigrus tetrazona (Sumatra barb)
Lineage: Eukaryota; Metazoa; Chordata; Actinopteri; Cypriniformes; Cyprinidae
Exons: 2
Coding region: 35-946 (303 amino acids)
Biological process (GO): DNA integration
Molecular function (GO): nucleic acid binding
Source: RefSeq, a predicted model, not a curated record
UAGAAGACUGAGAAGACCUGCUGAAGGACAAAGGAUGAGCGAUCUUCCCUCAGAACGCGUAGAGCCUUCUCCACCUUUUAUGUAUUGUGGAAUGGACUGCUUUGGUCCUUUUGUGACUAAAGAAGGAAGGAAACAUCACAAACGGUAUGGUCUGCUUCUAACAUGUCUGUGUUCAAGAGCUAUUCAUAUAGAAAUGUUAGAAGAUAUGUCCACAGAUGCGUUUAUUAACAGUCUAAGGUGCUUUAUCGCAAUUCGAGGCACGGUACGACAGAUCAGAUGUGACCAAGGUACCAAUUUCGUAGGUGCAAAGAACGAACUGAACUUGGCACUGCAGGAGCUCGAUCCAGAAAGGCUCACUACUUUUUUGACCGACAAACAAUGUGAUUUCGUUUUGAAUGCACCCCAUUCUAGUCAUGCAGGGGGUGUAUGGGAACGGCAAAUCAAAACUGUAAGGAGUGUUCUUAGUGCUACCAUCACCCUUUCAGCAGGCAGGCUAGAUGAUGCUUCAUUGCGCACCUUGCUUUAUGAAGCCAUGGCAAUAAUCAAUAGUCGACCCCUUACAGUUGACAACCUGAAUGACCCCAAGAGCUUAGAACCACUCACACCUAAUCAUCUGAUUACCAUGAAAUCCACCACAGCCCUACCUCCACCAGGAAAGUUCAUAAGAGAGGAUGUGUAUAUGAGGAAGAGAUGGAGACGUGUGCAGUAUCUUACUGAACAGUUUUGGAGCAGAUGGAAAAAAGAGUAUCUCCACAACAUCGCUGCUCGACAAUGCUGGCAUGCUCCAAAAAGGAACUUUCAAAUUGGUGACAUAGUCAUGGAUAUUGAUGAAACCUUACCAAGGAGUGAAUGGAGGCUUGGAAGGAUUACUGAGACUGUUCUGAGUUCAGAUGGACUGCUUUUCACAACGCACGGCGCUAAAGAGAGAAGGGGAAUGGGAGAGUGAACGCUUCAUUACGGCUUAAAACUCGUUCACGAAAGAGAUGUAACAAGUUUAUUUAGCAACCCCCCGAAAAGGCAUAAGGUUUGUGUUUUUUAUACGCUGUUGAUUUAAUACAAGUGUUUUUGUCAGCAUCGCUGAAUAUGUCAGGUAAUGUUGAUAUACGUUUUGUAUCACUUUGUUCAGCUCUUACGGUGAUUUCUGAAGACGAAAGGGAACAGAAAUAAAAGUCUGGAAACAUCAGUAAAAGUUUCGGCCAUCAUUCGGACGGGGUCC